AUGUUAGGCAACAAAUUAAGCAUUAGUGACCUAAAGGAUAUUAAGAACAAGAAGGUUUUAGUAAGAGUUGAUUUUAAUGUACCUAUUGAAAAUGGAAUAAUUAAAGAUACGAACAGAAUUACUGCUACAUUACCCACAAUUAAUCAUUUAAAGAAAGAAGGAGCUUCAAAAAUUAUAUUAAUAUCCCAUUGUGGUAGACCAGAUGGUUUAAGAAAUGAGAAAUAUACCUUAAAGCCAGUAGCUGAAACUUUAAAAGGAUUAUUAGGAGAAGAAGUAUUAUUUUUAAAUGAUUGUGUAGGUAAAGAAGUUGAAGAUAAAAUAAAUGCAGCUAAAGAAAAUUCAGUAAUUCUCUUAGAAAAUUUAAGAUUUCAUAUUGAAGAAGAAGGUAAAGGUGUUGAUGCUAAUGGAAACAAAGUAAAAGCAAAUAAAGAAGAUGUAGAGAAGUUCCAAAAUGAUUUAACAAAAUUAGCUGAUAUUUUUAUUAAUGAUGCUUUUGGUACUGCUCAUCGUGCUCAUAGUAGUAUGGUAGGUGUUAAAUUAAAUGUGAAAGCUUCAGGAUUCUUAAUGAAAAAAGAAUUAGAAUAUUUUAGUAAAGCUUUAGAAAAUCCACAAAGACCACUACUAGCUAUAUUAGGUGGUGCUAAAGUAUCAGAUAAAAUUCAGUUAAUCAAAAAUUUAUUAGAUAAAGUUGAUCGUAUGAUUAUUGGAGGUGGUAUGGCUUAUACUUUUAAAAAAGUCUUAAACAAUAUGAAAAUUGGUACCUCUCUUUUUGAUGAAGCAGGUAGUAAAAUUGUUGGAGAAAUUAUGGAAAAGGCAAAAGCUAAAAAUGUUCAAAUAUUUUUACCUGUAGAUUUUAAAAUUGCAGAUAAUUUUGAUAAUAAUGCUAAUACCAAAUUCGUUACUGAUGAAGAAGGUAUCCCAGAUAAUUGGAUGGGUCUUGAUGCUGGUCCAAAAAGUAUUGAAAAUUAUAAAGAUGUUAUUUUAACAUCAAAAACUGUUAUUUGGAACGGACCACAAGGUGUUUUCGAAAUGCCAAACUUUGCAAAAGGUAGUAUUGAAUGUCUCAAUUUAGUUGUUGAAGUUACCAAAAAAGGAGCUAUCACCAUUGUUGGAGGUGGAGAUACAGCUUCAUUAGUUGAACAACAAAAUAAGAAAAACGAAAUUAGUCAUGUAUCUACAGGUGGAGGAGCCUCACUUGAACUUUUAGAAGGAAAAGAAUUACCAGGUGUAUUAGCACUUUCAAACAAAUAA
Molecule: messenger RNA, 1251 nt
Organism: Plasmodium reichenowi
Lineage: Eukaryota; Apicomplexa; Aconoidasida; Haemosporida; Plasmodiidae
Product: phosphoglycerate kinase
Exons: 1
Coding region: 1-1251 (416 amino acids)
Biological process (GO): glycolytic process; gluconeogenesis
Cellular component (GO): cytosol
Molecular function (GO): ATP binding; ADP binding; phosphoglycerate kinase activity
Source: RefSeq, a predicted model, not a curated record